Cylas formicarius (sweet potato weevil) is the source of this 4011-nucleotide messenger RNA. RefSeq names its product ubiquitin carboxyl-terminal hydrolase 46 (gene Usp12-46). The transcript is spliced from 8 exons. Gene Ontology annotation, molecular function: cysteine-type endopeptidase activity; cysteine-type deubiquitinase activity. NCBI's taxonomy places the organism in Eukaryota, Metazoa, Arthropoda, Insecta, Coleoptera, Brentidae. The record is from RefSeq and is a predicted model, not a curated record. Gene Ontology annotation, cellular component: nucleus; cytosol. The coding region runs from base 135 to 1217 and encodes 360 amino acids. Gene Ontology annotation, biological process: protein deubiquitination.
UAAAAGUUACAUCAUUGAGUAGGACAAGAUAUUGUUUAACAGCUGUCAAAUAUCGAUAAUGGAGCAAAUUUGUUUAUUAUUUGUGUUACCAAUGCACGUUUUUAACUUAAACCAAAUGGAUUAGUGCAAAAAAUAUGGGUGCGAAUAUAUCCCAACUGGAACGAGAUAUUGGCUCUGAACAGUUUCCUUGUAACGAACACUAUUUUGGAUUAGUAAAUUUUGGAAAUACUUGCUACAGUAACUCUGUCUUACAAGCCCUAUAUUUUUGUAAGCCGUUUAGGGAUAAAGUAUUAGAAUAUAAAGCAAAAAAUAAAAGGACUAAAGAAACUUUGCUUACAUGUUUAGCAGAUCUCUUUCACAGUAUUGCUACUCAAAAGAAGAAAGUAGGAUCAAUUGCCCCAAAAAAAUUUAUAGCAAGGCUAAGAAAAGAAAAAGAGGAGUUUGAUAACUAUAUGCAGCAGGAUGCUCAUGAGUUUUUGAAUUUUUUAAUAAAUCAUAUUAGCGAAAUAAUAUUAGCGGAAAGACAACAAAAUUCAACAACUAACAAUGUUAAAUCAAAAGGAACUGGUGAAAAUGGAACUACUACUCAUGCUUCACAGGAACCCACGUGGGUCCAUGAGAUAUUCCAGGGUAUCCUUACGAGCGAGACGAAGUGCCUAAACUGCGAAAAUGUGAGCAGUAAAGAUGAAGACUUUUUCGAUUUGCAAGUAGACAUCGAACAAAACACUUCAAUCACACAUUGUUUGCGAUGUUUCAGCAAUACUGAAACCCUCUGCAGUGACAACAAAUUCAAAUGUGACAAUUGUUGUAGCUAUCAGGAAGCUCAGAAACGCAUGAGAGUGAAAAAAUUGCCAGCAAUCCUUGCUUUGCAUUUAAAGCGUUUUAAAUAUGUUGAGCAGUAUAACAGGCACAUUAAAGUGUCUCACAGAGUGGUGUUUCCUCUAGAACUUAGGCUUUUUAAUACAUCUGACGAUGCAGUCAAUCCCGAUAAGCUAUAUGACCUUGUUGCCGUUGUGAUACAUUGUGGAAGUGGUCCCAAUCGAGGCCAUUACAUCAGUAUAGUAAAAAGUCAUGGAUUUUGGUUAUUAUUUGAUGACGAUCAAGUAGAUAAAAUAGAUGCUUCAACAAUAGAAGACUUCUAUGGCCUGACAUCCGAUACCCAGAAAUCAUCAGAAACGGGCUAUAUCCUUUUUUAUCAGAGCCGAGAGAGUUUAUGAGUAGUGGUGCUGCGUCUGCCUUAAGUUACAAGGAAUCAUAACGGUGUGGUCACCAAUUCACUAGAGAAUGAGAGAGAAAACGAUAUAAGCCAUUUUUCCUGUAAAUAUGUUUUUCGGGCCAAAGAUAAUCAAACGUACUUUUGCGGAUUUCUUAUUCGAUUUGUAAGUUUUAUUUUUAUUGUUGAAUAACUAUGUUUUUUUGCCUUUAUUUGCCAUCUGAGUGACAAUGCCUCAUUUGUGUUGUUGAAGGCAGCUCAUUUCAAAGAGUAAACUUGGCUGAGAUGAAAAUCUACUUGCAGCUUGUGAGAAAGGGAACAUAAGGACUAAGUUUUGGUUUUGAUUGUUGCAUCAUCAGACUUUCAGACAAAUGAAUAUUAAGCUUUGAUUAAUUCCAGUAGCGUUUUAAAUAUUCUAAACUACUUACCUACCAGCAUAUUUUUAUCUUAAUGGAAAUUGCUUUUUGCCCAAAUUGAGUAAAAAAUAUGAAUAAUUCAAAGUUUUCAAAAUAUCUCCUAUAAACAUGACCACUGUUUUUCUUAAAAUAUUGCAUUUUAGUUUUAUACCAAAAAGUUUAUGACAAAUAGUUGAAAUUGCAUUGUAUAAUAACAUCAAAUCAGUGAUACUAUAUUUUAUCAUUUCCUGGAAGAUCAUUGAUAAAACAUUUAAUAAGGUUUAAUUUUUCUUCCUACAGGGAAGGUCAACUAGUGUGAUUUGAUUAUUCAAGGGGCAUAGAUGUCUGGACCGCUCAAUUUUUAAAUAACCAUAAUUGUUAUAUUUUCACACCCUUAAAAUCUUUGAGAAUGUAAUUUUUUCACUCAAUUCCUGAAAUUUGAUUAUUUCUAAUUUAUAGUUUCACAUAAAAAAUACAACUUUUGCAAGAAACUCUGAAAACAAAGAAUUCCAAUUGAUCGAAUUGUUGAAAACCAUGUGAAUGUUUAUUAAGGAAGGCUAUUAUUUAGGCUCUUAUUUAGAAGCAAUAGCAAAUAACGGUACAAAUAAAAAUGUUUUUUGCAUGUUUUAAUGGUGAAGUAAUGUAAGCGUCAUAAUUAAUUAUCUAUCUUUGAUUGCCUUUCUUAACAAGAAUACCCAAUUUUUUCAGGUAUCGGAGAUUUGCUUGGGUAAAUAUUUUUUUAGAGAAUACCAAAUUAUUUCAAAGUCCUCUUGCUACAUAUGCAAUAAAUUCCUUUUUUGCAGUCAAUAAAUAUUAUUUUCAUUGCGAUAACUUUUCGGCCACAACUAUUUCAAAAUAUCAAAAAAAAUGUGAGGUUCCUUAUAAAUUUAGAGAUAAAUAUAGGUACAAUAAGUUUCUUUAGUAUACUUAUACCUAUAGUCGGUAUAACCAUGUAGUUACAUGAGCUCAUCAUAAUAUUCUAUGAUGGUUUAUUAUGUUUCGGUGCCGAAGUGAAUUUCAGAUCGAUACUAUUAAAAUGUACCAGAAGCACCACUCUUUGAAAUGGCAUUUGGAAGAAACCCUCAGUGAUACUAGAUGAUGUUUUUCUGUUUUAACCAACACAGCGAAAGAUUUUAGACAUAAUUUUUUUAAAUUAAACUAAAUGCAAACGAAGAUAUUCCUGUAGAUACAAUUUGUUCUGUAACAGGAUAAUAUUUAUUUAAAUUAAGUAAAACCAGCGCGCGGAACUAGUCCGAAUAUGAUGUCAUUUGAUUGUUAUGUUAUUUGAACAUCAUAGAUGCACACAAAUACCUUUAACAUUUUUGUAUUAUCUCUUUUGCAAAACUUGGGAAAAUUCAAUAAACAAAUUGUCCGGUAACAUUUCAAUUAAAUUGUCAUCAAAUUAUUUUAUGAGUUCACGUUUUAGUGCAAUUAUGUAGUUUCUAGGGAAAUUUGUCAAGAUUGUAUCUUCUACAUUGUCGCAUUUCCGUCACAGAAUGUCUGAUUUUCCUAAGAACUCCAAAUGGUGGAGUGGAAGUGAUCUUAUUUAUAUUUUUUUUUUACGUUUUGAUGUCAGUAGCCCAUUCAAAUUAAACUUUAGGCGUAUUAACAUUAAUAUAGACUUUUUUGGUGCUUUUGAAUUGGUUGUCUGAAACUAAUUUAAAUAAUCAGUAUUAAUUAUUUAGUGUGCAGAAGCUUCUUUGACGCAUAAGUGGACUCCAGGUUAGGAUAAAAUAUGCAUUUAUCAUUGCUGGAAAAUAAAUGUUUUUUGUUUCUCUUUAGGAAACUUGAAUUAAUGCAGAUAUAAAUACAUCUUCGUUUAAAAUAUUUUAAGUAUUAUUUGACAUUUUUUUUAUCAGUCUGAAUUAAUGAUGAUUUCUUGGUAACCAGCGCAUUAUCAUUUUUAAUUUGAAUGGUGCUAUAGAAGUGAAUUUUACUAAUUUACAAUUUCUAUGUUAAAUCAAGAAUUAAGAUAUUUAUUUUGAUGUUUCCUUUAUUCUAGGUGUUACAAGGUGUGUAAAAAUUAUCGCUCAUAUUUUAAACUUUUUAUGAUUAAUUUCUUUGUAAAUAUUCAAACUAUAUAUUUUGACAUUUUUGUAUAUUUUGAGUCUUUUCAUUUUAAUGAUGUUUUAUACACCUUGUAGUUUUAUUGUUAUUUUGUUGACUAGUUAUUAUUGAGCAAUAAAUUAAUGAAAAUCACUUUGUAAAAAUGUAUAAAGUAAGAAUAACUUACUAAUAAUAAUGUUAAGCUGAGAGAUUUAAUAAUGCAAGUCAAAGCAAAGUAUGUAUUGUAAAGGAGUAAAGUUCACACGCCUUCUUGUAACUUUUUUCAAAAUGUAAAUUAUUUUUUAAAAUAUUGUCGAAUUUUAGAACAUUACUAAUGAAAGGACUGCUAAGCAGAUU